AUGGACACCCAGCCAAAUGCCAAGGCGCUGCACACGCGCAUCAACACCGAUAUCUCGCAAUUGCUCCAGCGAUUCGAGAAUAUCAUGGCCACCGCAACUGCCCAAAAUACCACCCACACAUCUACUGCUGUUGAAACAUACCAGCUAGAUGUAGAAUCUACUGCUCUCGUCCGAGCUGCGGAGGACAUACUCUCACUCACACGCACGAUGAAGGAGAUGUGGCUGUUCGGCAAACUAGAGACCAUCGGCGAAAACGAACGUGAUAUCGAGCGCCGCGAGAAACUCGAGGCGGAUAUUGCGGAUAUCCAGAAAGCUAUCGAGAACGGUACCUUGACUAAGCGCGUUUUUCCAGACGAGACGAAGCAGAGGAAGUAG
This is a messenger RNA of Penicillium manginii, 375 nucleotides long. Its product is annotated as RNA polymerase II mediator complex head subunit MED22. Bases 1 to 375 code for a protein of 124 amino acids. The record is from RefSeq and is a predicted model, not a curated record. Lineage: Eukaryota; Fungi; Ascomycota; Eurotiomycetes; Eurotiales; Aspergillaceae. Gene Ontology annotation, biological process: regulation of transcription by RNA polymerase II. The transcript has 4 exons. Gene Ontology annotation, cellular component: mediator complex. Gene Ontology annotation, molecular function: transcription coregulator activity.